CUGCGUGGCAGUCCGAUUAUUCCAAUGCAUCCCUCAACCAAGGCAGUUCAGCGGCCGCUCCUUCUUUCAACCCUGGUCUUUGUUGACCUUGAGACUACGGGACUCCCCUCAUCCACGUUCAAACCGGAAAUAACGGAAUUGUGCAUGUUAGCAACAAGUCGCUUUUCCGUAGAACAGUCCGAAGUCACACAUAUUCGAGUUCAAAACAAGUUGAAUCUAUGCUUCUAUCCGAAUCGAACCAUGAACGCCGUUGCAGCUAGGGUUUCCGGACUGAACAAGACUAAUUUAUUUCACCAGAAGGAUUUCGAUUCAACGGCUGUGAAAAUGAUCCAAUUGUUCGUGAAGCGGUUGGACCCGCCGGUCUGUUUUUUGGCUCACAAUGGCAAUCAUUUCGACUUCCCUUUACUUCGCGCCCAGCUGUGUGGAGUUAAAGGGGAAGAGUUCCGUCUUCUGGAUUGUGAAGAUUCGCCCAUUAUCUGCGCCGACACGCUCCCUCUGUUUGCUGAAUUGAACCACCUACUAUUGCCGCGUAAUCCGGGGAAUGAUUCUGGUUUCGAUUCCAUGGAUGAUAGAACGGGCCCUGAUAAUAAGGUAUUUCCUUUGUUGCAUUCAAGUCCGAAAAAACCUAGUGUCUCCUUCCGUUUGGGUGACGUGUACUCACGCGUCUUUGGCUCUGGUCAUGCACACGCACACAGUGCUGAGGGAGACUGCAUCGCUAUGCUGAAGUUGGUGCACCACCUGGGUCUAUCUGCUGUAGAUUGGCUUCAAGUCCACUACACAGAUUUCAACUCUAUCCCGCCAAUGUACCGACACCCAUUAGCCGAUCCACCCAGUGAUCCCACUGACUUUCCUUAUAAAAGGCGCCUCGGUGAUUCAGUAUCCUCUUCAGCGUUGAAAGAUACGGUGGAAGAAUUGAGCAAAUUUCGACUGGAUUAG
This is a messenger RNA of Opisthorchis viverrini, 936 nucleotides long. RefSeq lists its product as hypothetical. Gene Ontology annotation, cellular component: cytoplasm. Gene Ontology annotation, biological process: DNA catabolic process. The coding region runs from base 25 to 936 and encodes 303 amino acids. Gene Ontology annotation, molecular function: nucleic acid binding; 3'-5'-DNA exonuclease activity. Lineage: Eukaryota; Metazoa; Platyhelminthes; Trematoda; Opisthorchiida; Opisthorchiidae. The record is from RefSeq and is a predicted model, not a curated record. The transcript has 3 exons.